AUGGCGGCACUAGGGGCCCACUUGUGCAGCGACGGCAACACCAGAGCCAGCGUCGACUACAGGACGGAGGCCGGGGAGAGAUACUUCUGGACGCAGCCAAAAGUUCCCCAAGGAAGAGGCGCAGUGCGCUCGAAGCUGCGAGCCUGGUCCGCCGGGCCGGCGUCUUCAAUGCGUUUCGGCGCUUGCUCUUGGCAUUUGCGCGGGCGCGCCCCGGCGGGCGUCAGGCGGCGGGAGGACAUAUUCCUCGGGGAGGUCUUUCACUCCAGGUGGAAGCGAGACGAAUGGCGCGCCAAGUAUGGUCGUCGAGCGAGCCAGGUGAUCCAGCGAUUCAUGGGCGCCGAGAUGAUCAAGCAAUUCAGUUUACGAGUCUGA
Messenger RNA from Prorocentrum cordatum, 372 nucleotides. NCBI's taxonomy places the organism in Eukaryota, Dinophyceae, Prorocentrales, Prorocentraceae. The record is from the annotation of a GenBank genome assembly.